AUGUUUGGUUUAGAUCUUUACACUGUAGUGCAACAAAGUGAAACAUCGCCACAGCAGCUCGCGUCCGGACGUCGAAGGUUUAUGUCUAAAAGAAUAACAUCUUGGGAAAAACACAAGAUGAUGAUGAUAUUCGUAGUUCUCAUCUUCCUAUUGGCAUUUAUAUUAAUGCGCAUAGGAUAUACCCUGUAUGUCAUGAAUUGUUGCAGUGACAAACCCAUAUAUGUACAAAGGUCCAUCAAGUCGCUUGUAGUAUUAGGGUCAGGAGGUCACACUGGGGAAAUGCUCAAAAUCAUUCGUGCACUGGAUGUAUGCCGCUACAGCCCAAGAGUGUAUGUGGUUGCUGCAACUGACACUGUUAGUCUGAGACGUCUGCAAGAUAUGGAGAAAGAGUUUAAGGAAAGAGCCAAAGGACCUGAUGAAGAGGACCAAUAUGUAGUUGAGAUUGUGCCAAGAUCACGUGAAGUGGGUCAGUCGUGGCUGUCAAGUGUGUUCACAACUGCUUGGGCCUUUGUCUUCAGCAUGCUUAUCGUUUUUCGCCAUCGGCCAUCACUCCUGCUCACCAACGGACCAGGAACAUGUGUUCCAAUUUGCAUUGCUGCUUUCAUAAUGAGAGUUUUGUGCCUGAGUCAGAUUCGUAUUGUGUUCAUAGAGAGUCUGUGCCGCGUGCUGUCUCUCUCCCUCUCAGGCAAGAUUCUUUAUAGGGUUGUUGAUGAUUUCUUUGUACAGUGGCCACAGCUUAAAGCUAAGUAUCCAAGGUCUAUAUACAUGGGUCGUUUGGUGUAAGUUAAGGAUUCUUAGUGAGUAUGUGAUUUACAUAUGAUAUUGUCUUUUGAGAAUCUAAGUGCCUUGUGAAGUAUAUUUUUCACUGAUCUCAUAGAAUACAUGUAAUAUAGGGCAACAAUUUAUUUUGAUUCCUCUCUUUUUCUUGUGGAGUUGGUAUGAGAAUCAAAUCAAAAGGCUCAGUUUCAAAAGUAGUAGCCAGAAAAUUUCACCAGAAGCAGGGGGUACUGGAUAAGAAGUAUAUGUUUGAUAUUGACACAUUUUUUGUUAUGACUAUUUUCCAGAAAAAAAUAGAUCUAGAUGCAAGAAAAUCCACCUGAAAAUGGAGAAAAUACACUUCUAAAACACCAAAAGACCUAAGUGAUUGCUUGUAGCUAGUCCCUUCAGUGGUAAAACUAUUAGGUAUGUCUUUUAGCAGACAGGAGCCACUAAAUAUGGAAUACAUUUUUUAACAACUACUGAUAAUUUUUUGACAUUACAGUAGUGUUAGUCAGUUGAAUUUCCCAUUAUAUUGGCCUAACACCCAAAAGGCUGAUUGAUUUAUGAGAAACCGCAUUAAGAAAUAAUUUGAUAACAUACAUUAUUCUUUACCCUCUGUGGCUUUCUUCUUUUACACAAGAUAUGGUAUCCAAGAUCUUAGUGUCCCCUUUUCCUGUUACUCACUGACUCUCAGUGUUUAGAAUAUAAGUCCAUUAGAAAAGAAGUACACAUAUUUUAUACCUUUUGUAUUUGUAUUUUCUUUAGAUGGAUUCAUACCAUUCAUGCUUUAUGUAAUUCAAUUGGGAGAAAGAACUGGAAUGGUUUUCUUAAACUGAAAUUGCAAGUAAUCGUAUAUUUAUUUUGAUAUUAACUUAUCAAGAUUUAAUUUUUGAUAAUAUUUGAGUAUUACCAUCAUGUUAGGUGGGCACACAUUUUGACUGUUGUGUUAUUUAUUGUUGACAGCCUGGUUGAGUUUAUUAUAAGUGUAUGACAAUUAUUUUGUACUGAAUAUACGUACAUGUUGCAGAGUUUUUACAAUAUAUAUAAAUGCUGAAAUAA
This is a messenger RNA of Penaeus vannamei (Pacific white shrimp), 1818 nucleotides long. The record is from RefSeq and is a predicted model, not a curated record. NCBI's taxonomy places the organism in Eukaryota, Metazoa, Arthropoda, Malacostraca, Decapoda, Penaeidae.